CUUCUUCGUCGGGUGACGGCCGUCAGAAUAGCCGAUCGGAGAAGGAUAGCACCGGUACGUCAGUCCUCGAUGGACCGCUUCUCCGCUUCUGGUCUGACUGGUUGUCACUGGUCGUAAAAGGAGCGUUAAUUCCAUGAGCGGUAUUCUAUCAGGGGCUAUUAAUUUCUGUCAACUCGAAGAAUGUAUUAAUAAAUGGACCUUGGAGUUGAAAGAGCAAGAAUAAGUACUUGUGAAUCAAGCGACACAAGUUAAUGCUUGGGACAAAUGGGGACAAAAUAGUAAUGCUGAAUCAAGAAGUUGAAAGAGUGAAAAUCGAGUGGCAGCAAUUGGAUUAUGUUGUUGGACAACAGAAAGAGUUGCAAGAAUGUUUAGUACCAUUAGAAAAGGAGCUAGCAUUAUUAAGAAACAAUAGCAUCAAGAAAAAAGUAGCAUUGGAAGAAAACAUCACAAAAAUUAGUGCCAUCCUUCACAUGAUUUUCUUCAUAAUCUCAGCGUGGGAAUACCACGCCCUGAUUCCGAGCAACCGGGUAUGCCAUUAAGGAUGUUGUGGCGCCCGCGCCCACACACACACACACACACACACACACACACACACACACACAUAUGUAAAAUACAUAUGUGUUUAUCGCAUAAACUAGGAUUAUUGCAAUAUUAAUAAGUUAACUACUUUUUUUCUUACGCAUACAAUAGAAUCAAUUUUGUUAAAAUCCUUUUUUUU
This is a messenger RNA of Solenopsis invicta (red fire ant), 718 nucleotides long. RefSeq names its product nuclear pore glycoprotein p62-like. The record is from RefSeq and is a predicted model, not a curated record. Bases 252 to 539 code for a protein of 95 amino acids. NCBI's taxonomy places the organism in Eukaryota, Metazoa, Arthropoda, Insecta, Hymenoptera, Formicidae. The transcript has 3 exons.